Molecule: messenger RNA, 351 nt
Organism: Anthostomella pinea
Lineage: Eukaryota; Fungi; Ascomycota; Sordariomycetes; Xylariales; Xylariaceae
Source: the annotation of a GenBank genome assembly
AUGGAUGAUGGAUACGCAUCCAUCGCUGAUUCCUUCCGUAACGGCGUAACCACACUGGUGCUUCCUUCCGAGUCAAGCAAGGCAUCAUCGAAGGCCCAUGCUCGAGACAUGCAACAGCUGGCCUUUGUGCUGGACCUUCUGGCACUUCGAUCCAGCAUGGACAUUGAUUUCCCGCGCGGCAUCGCUUGCGCCCUGAACGCCUCGAAGCCCCGGAUCAUCAUGACGCCCAACCAAGCUGUAGCGCACCAAACGCGUGGCGUUGAUUUCGCGAAAAGGACCACAGCUUCUCGUAUCGCGCGUUCACAGGAGACGGUAGAAUGGGAGCAAGCCCGCAAGAAGGACACUUGGUAG